Messenger RNA from Leptidea sinapis, 2676 nucleotides. RefSeq names its product probable ATP-dependent RNA helicase DDX23. The coding region runs from base 138 to 2540 and encodes 800 amino acids. Gene Ontology annotation, molecular function: RNA helicase activity; RNA binding; ATP binding. The transcript has a single exon. Gene Ontology annotation, cellular component: catalytic step 2 spliceosome. The record is from RefSeq and is a predicted model, not a curated record. Gene Ontology annotation, biological process: mRNA splicing, via spliceosome. NCBI's taxonomy places the organism in Eukaryota, Metazoa, Arthropoda, Insecta, Lepidoptera, Pieridae.
AGUCAAGCAAUAAUUUAAAGUAGGUACGCAUUCCAUAUUUUUCUAUUUAGAAUAAUUUAGAUAUUCAUCGCAAGGUAUUACGUAUAAAAUAUAAAUACGGAUUCGUAUUAUAACACGUUCUAAAGCUAGAUAAGGGAAUGGCUAGAAGCCCCGAUCGUCGACGCUCUAGAUCGAGAGAUAGAGACAGACGUGAUAGGUAUGACGAUCGUGAGGUACAAUACAGAGAUAAAAGGCGCAGGGAUCGUUCCCGUAGUCCAGUGAGAAAAGACAGAGACCGUUCACGAAGUCCGAAAAAAGAUCGGGAAAGAUCUAAAAGUCCGGGACGAAAAGAUCGUGGCCGAUCAAGAAGUCCUAAGAAACGCGAUGGUAAGGAUAAAGAAAAACGUUAUGACGAUAAAGAAAAAAGUAAGUAUAAGAGAGAUACUGAUAAUAAACAAGAAGACGAAGAAGAUUCCAGUUUAAAUAAAAAUGAAGUUAAACAAGCUAAGAAAGAGCCACUGUCACUAGAAGAAUUAUUGGCGAAAAAGAAGGCUGAAGAAGAAGCUCGCAGUAAGCCUGUUUUUUUGACUAAAGAACAAAGAGCAGCCCUAGCUCUCGAGAGACGUCGCGAACAAGUUGAGGCAAUGAAAGCAGAUCGACCAACUAUAACUACUAUUGACUUAACUGGACCAUCAAAGAGAGAAGAGGAGAAAAGGCAUCGAGAGGAAAGGGAAAGAGAGAGAGAAAGAAAAUAUGAAGAACGAAAGUCAAUGUCUGAUAGAAAAGAUGAAAAGAAAGAUAAAGAUGAGGAUAUAAGUAACAAAGAUAAAGAGAGAGAAGAAGAAGCAAUAAAAGCCCGCUAUCUUGGUAUUGUUAAGAAGAAACGUAGGGUAAGGAGGCUCAAUGAUCGGAAGUUUGUAUUUGAUUGGGAUGCGUCUGAAGAUACAUCUAAUGAUUACAAUGCUCUAUACAAAGAAAGGCAUCAAGUCCAAUUUUUUGGCCGAGGACAUAUUGCUGGUAUUGAUAUCAAGUCUCAAAAAAAAGACUAUAGCAAGUUUUAUGGAAACUUAUUAGAAAAAAGAAGAACAGAACUUGAAAAGGAACAAGAAAAAUUAAGGUUAAAGAAAGUUAAACGGAAGGAAGACAAACAGAAGUGGGAUGAUAGACACUGGUCUGAAAAGGAUCAUGAUGAGAUGACUGAAAGAGAUUGGCGUAUCUUCAGAGAAGAUUACAACAUCACAAUUAAAGGUGGCAGAAUUCCAAAUCCAAUAAGGACAUGGAAAGAAGGUGGUUUUCAUUCUGACAUAAUGGAUAUUAUUAAUAAGGUUGGAUAUAAAAGCCCAACACCAAUUCAAAGACAAGCUAUUCCAAUAGGUCUCCAAAACAGAGACAUUAUAGGUGUUGCUGAAACUGGUUCUGGUAAAACAUUGGCUUUCCUUAUUCCAUUGCUUACAUGGAUUCAGUCUUUACCAAAGAGUGAACGAAUGGAAGAUGCUGAUCAAGGACCUUAUGCUAUUAUACUGGCUCCUACAAGAGAAUUGGCUCAGCAGAUUGAAGAAGAAACAAAUAAAUUUGGGAUUCCAUUAGGUAUUACCUCAGUAGUAGUUGUAGGAGGCCUUUCACGAGAAGACCAAGGUUUUAAGUUGAGGUUAGGUUGUGAGAUAGUUAUUGCAACACCUGGACGUCUAAUUGAUGUACUAGAAAACAGGUACCUAGUGCUAAACAGGUGUACAUAUGUUGUUCUUGAUGAGGCUGACCGCAUGAUUGACAUGGGAUUUGAGCCGGAUGUACAAAAAAUUCUUGAAUACAUGCCUGUAUCAAAUAUCAAGCCUGAUUCUGAUGCUGCUGAGGACGCAGCAGUUUUACUUGCAAAUUAUAACACAAAGAAGAAAUACAGACAGACUGUGAUGUUUACAGCUACUAUGCCACCAGCAGUUGAACGUCUAGCAAGGAGUUAUCUACGUAGGCCUGCAAUUGUUUAUAUUGGAUCUGUUGGUAAACCAGUAGAUAGGACUGAACAAAUUGUGUACAUGGUUGGAGAGAAUGAAAAACGCAGAAAGCUUACCGAAAUCCUUCAACGAGGAGUUGAACCUCCUAUAAUUAUAUUUGUCAAUCAAAAGAAGGGAGCAGAUGUUUUGGCAAAGGGUUUAGAAAAACUAAGCUUCAAUGCUUGUACCUUGCAUGGUGGUAAGGGUCAAGAACAAAGAGACUUUGCUUUAGCGAGUUUGAAGAAUGGUUCUAAGGAUAUAUUGGUUGCAACUGAUGUAGCUGGACGUGGUAUUGAUAUCAAGGAUGUCAGUAUGGUCAUAAACUAUGAUAUGGCUAAGUCAAUAGAGGAUUAUACACAUCGUAUUGGUCGUACAGGACGUGCAGGAAAAACUGGCAAAGCAGUCUCUUUUGUUACAAAAGAAGAUUCUGCCAUAUUCUAUGACUUAAAACAAGUGUUACUAGCAAGCUCUGCAUCUACUUGUCCUCCAGAACUAAUGAACCACCCAGAAGCACAACACAAGCCUGGUACUGUAGUAACAAAGAAGCGCAGGGAAGAAAUGAUAUUUGCAUAAUUCCAUUAAAAAAUAUAAUUUUUGAAAUACCACGUUUUUAAUCAUCAUUUAAAACACUUUAGUAUUAAAUAAAUAGCUUAUAAAGAAAAAUGUUCAACUUCAUUGUUUCUUAAUAAAUGUGUCACUGAUGAAUAAA